AUUGGACAGAUGCGUGUGCUGAAAUUGGAGCGCCGCCUUUCCCUCAGCUAUUAGUAUCUCCCUUUCGAUUUGAUACAAGAGGUGUCAAUCUAUUUCUAAUCAGCCAAUAGGAACGUGGGGUGGUUUUCCUAACCCAGCGGAAAGGGGCGGGGCUAGUUUUUUUCCAAGGUGCUUGGAGAAAUGUUCUCAUGUUUGGAAUCUAUGCUGUGUAAGGGAAGAUGUCCAGAAUCGUGAGCGGAUUAUAAAAAGCAAAUGGAAAACUGGGUUCGAGAAGGAAGACACCCCUUCCGUGACACACUGCCUGCCGUGAUAUCGAUGCCUGCAACCAGGAUAAACCUUUGGGAAAUACCGGACCUGUAAAUGCCAACGUUUUUUUUUUCUUUUUUGUCCUGUGUGUGUGUGUGUGUGUGCAGGUCUUCAAAACAACAGCUUAUUCCAUUGACCUGCGGAUUUCAUACCCGAAGCAAGUUAUAAACACAGGCGAGGAAGAAUUGAGUUUCUGCUGUAUAAAUUCUCCGGAUGGAACGGUCUCCGAGAUGCAGAGAUAACAGUACUGUUGGCUUGGGAGCAUUACCUGUGUGGAUCUGAUAUUAGCCUACCCACGCCACCCCUCCCCACCAAUCGCUAUUAUUAUUAUUAUUAUUAUUAUUAUUAUUAUUAUUAUUAUUAUUAUUAUUAUUAUUAUUAUUUGCUAAAGAAGAAAAAAACAAAGCAAAAUAAUCAUGACAUCACCGGCUAAAUUCCGAAAAGAGAAGGAGAUCAUUGCUGAAUAUGAAACUCAAGUCAAAGAGAUCCGUGCCCAGCUGCUGGAGCAGUUAAAGUGCCUGGACCAGCAGUGCGAGCUCCGGGUGCAGCUGCUACAGGAUCUGCAGGACUUCUUCCGCAAGAAGGCCGAGAUCGAGAUGGACUACUCUCGCAACCUGGAGAAGCUGGCCGAGCGCUUCCUCACCAAGACCCGCAGCACCAAGGACCACCAGUUCAAGAAGGAUCAGAACGUGCUGUCUCCGUUGAACUGCUGGAACCUGCUGCUGAGCCAGGUGAAGAGAGAGAGCAGAGAUCACGCCACGCUCAGCGACCUCUACCUCAACAACAUCAUCCCCCGCUUCGUCCAGGUCAGCGAGGACUCCGGACGCCUCUUCAAGAAGAGUAAAGAGGUGGGGCUGCAGCUGCAAGAGGACUUGAUGAAGGUUCUCAAUGAGCUUUACACGGUGAUGAAGACGUACCACAUGUACAACACAGACAGCGUGAACGCGGAGAGCAAGCUGAAGGAGGCUGAGAAGCAGGAGGAGAAGCAGAUCAGCCGCUCGGUGCGCCAGGAGGACAAGCAGACCCCGCGCUCACCCGACGCCCUCACCAACAUUAAGAUCGAUGAGAAGCAUGUGCGCCGCAGCUCCGUCAAGAAGAUCGAGAAGAUGAAGGAGAAGCGCCAAGCCAAAUACACUGAAAACAAGCUGAAGGCAAUCAAAGCCAGGAAUGAGUACCUGCUAGCUCUGGAGGCAACAAACUGCUGUGUCUUCAAAUACUACAUCCACGAUAUCUCCGAUCUUAUUGAUUGCUGUGACCUGGGCUAUCACGCCAGUCUGAACCGCGCUCUGCGGACCUACCUCUCUGCGGAGUUCAACCUGGCGCAGUCGAAGCACGAGGGCCUGGAGACCAUCGACAACGCUGCUGAGAACCUGGAGGCCAACAGCGACAAGCAGCGGCUCAUGGAGAUGUACAACAGCGUCUUCUGCCCCCCCAUGAGGUUCGACUUCCAGUCCCACAUGGGCGACACGGUGGGGUACAUGUGCGCUCAGCAGCCCGUGCAGGGCGAGCUGCUCCAGAGGUGUCAACAGCUGCAGUCCCGGCUCUCCACACUCAACAUUGAAAACGAGGAGGUGAAGAAGACCAUGGAGGCGACCCUGCAGACCAUCCAGGACAUUGUGACGAUCGAGGACUUCGACGUGUCUGACUGCUUCCAGUACAGCAACUCCAUGGAGUCGGUCAAAUCCACCGUGUCGGAGACCUUCAUGAGCAAACCCAGCAUCGCCAAGAGGAGAGCGAACCAGCAGGAGACUGAGCAGUUCUACUUCACGAAACUGAAGGAGUACCUAGAAGGCAGGAACCUGAUCACCAAACUCCAAGCCAAACACGACCUGAUUGAGAAGACACUGGGGGAGAGCCAAAGGACUGAUUGCUCCCUUGCCAGUGGAAGGAGGAACUCAUCUGUGCGGAAGCAGGAUGCAAGCCAAGUUAUUCCCCUGAUGGUUGAAAGCUGUAUAAGAUUCAUCAGCCGACAUGGCCUGCAGCAUGAAGGCAUUUUCAGAGUGUCUGGAUCACAAGUGGAGGUCAAUGACAUUAAGAACUCGUUUGAGAGAGGCGAGGAUCCGCUUGCAGGAGACCAGAAUGACCACGACAUGGACUCCAUCGCAGGAGUGCUCAAGCUCUACUUCCGAGGCCUGGAGAACACGCUCUUUCCCAAGGAAGUCUUUCAGGACCUCAUUGCCGGAGUGUCGAUGGAGAACCUCCAGGAGAGAGCUCUGCACAUCCGGAAGGUCCUGCUGCUGCUGCCCAAACACACCCUGAUCAUCAUGAGAUACCUGUUUGCGUUCCUCAGCCACCUGUCUCAGUACAGCGAUGACAACAUGAUGGACCCUUACAACCUGGCUAUUUGCUUCGGCCCCACGCUGAUGUCGGUCCCCGAGUGCCACGACCAGGUCACCUCCCAGGCGCACGUAAACGAGCUGAUCAAAACCAUCAUCAUCCACCACGAGACCAUCUUCCCUGGGCCCAGGGAGCUGGAGGGCCCUGUGUACGAGUGCGGAGUCACCGCUGAGGAGUACUGUGACAGCCCCCACAGCGACCCUCCAUUGGCAGAAGACUCCGUGCAAGAUAUCGUCAGCGAACAUCACAACAGCGAGGACGGGUCCUUGCUCCUUUCAGAGUCUGAGUCCAUCGAAGCCAUUGCCAGGUUCGACUACGGGGGCCGCACAGCUCGGGAGCUGUCCUUCAAGAAGGGGGCCUCGCUGCUGCUCUACCAUCGCGCCUCUGACGACUGGUGGGAGGGGCGUCACAAUGGCGUGGACGGGCUGGUGCCACACCAGUACAUCGUGGUGCAGGACACGGAGGACGGUUUGUCCGAGAGGGCCAGUCCCAAAUCGGAACUGGAAGCUGCGCCGGACGGAGCACACUCGGAGGAGAAGGUGUCCACUAGGGUCAGUGUCAGCUCUCCCACUGGGGGCCACGUGGCGGAUAUCUACCUAGCGAACCUCAACAAACUAAGGAAGCGCCCCGAGUCUGCAAGCAUCAGGAGGACCUUCCGGCCCAGCGAGGGCCACGGUCCAGGGGAUGGGCCGCCAGGGGCCAUGGCUAGUCCUAGAGCCACCUCCAUGCCAGUGGGCAGCCUGCCGAAAGAGGGUCCGGAGAAACGGCCAGUCAGCGCCCAUGGGGGCCUCAACUCCAUCACCCGGCACUCCUCCCUCAAGACCAAGGUGGAGAGCCCGCAGUUACGCAAAGCAGCCACCGCGGGGCGCUCCAAGAGCUUCAGCAACCACCGGCCGCUGGACCCUGAAGUCAUUGCCCAGGUAGAGCACAGCUCACAGGACAUCGAGGCGACGAUGAACACAGCCCUGAACGAGCUGCGUGAGCUGGAGAGGCAGAGCAGCGUGAAGCACGCUCCCGACGUGGUGCUGGACACACUGGAGCCCUUGAAGACCUCUCCCUCCCUGCUGGGACCCACCUCUGAGCCCUCCAGCCCCCUCCACUCCCGCCUGCUCAAGGACUCGGACUUGCACCCCCUGCAGCGCAGUGCCAGCUCAGCCAGCGACGUGCCCAGCUCUUUCCGCCCUUCCAAGACUUCUGCCAAGGCCGCCGCACCCCCGCGAGAGGCCAGACCCCCGGUCACCCGGCCCAAACCCAUGGUGUACCACAAGACGAACUCCGCCGGCCCUGGCAUGGGCUCUCCCACCUCCACCACCCCCCCGACACCCCCGCCACCCCCUCCCCCCACGGAUAAAUCAUGCAUAGUGUGAGGCAUGAACCAGCCUGGAGGCAGUGUUGGAAAAGGGGGAGAGGAUUUGAACCCUGGGACCGCGGGGGCUUGAGAGAGAGAGAGAAGCCCAUAUGGCGCUACCUAAUUUCUUAAAUCUAAUAAUAAUAACAAAUAAUAAUUCUGUGUAAAUUAGUUGAGCGCCUCUUUUGCUGCAGUUGUCUAGCUCAGAUGAAGUGGGAACUGCCUCCAUUUCAGGAUUAUUUGUCCUUUUUUUUUGUUUUUUUGCUUUUUUUUCUCUGCCUUUCCACUUUCAUCAGAAUUAUCUGCCAUGGUCAGGAUAAAGAAACUCAAAAAAGGAGUUUGGACAACUCUCAGAUUAACCCAGCAGCAGCAAAGUCUACAAAAACAAUCCACGGGUUCUGAUUGCUGUUGUGAAAAUGGACCACCAAAAGGGAUUUGUUACUGCAGUUUGAGUGGGGAGAGAGUGGAGUCUUAAAAAAAUAAUUAAAAAAAUAAGAGAAACAGCUCCAUCUAAUACAAAGGUAAAAAAAUGCUCUUUCUUGAUUUUGGAGGACUCUUGGACAUUAAAAAAUAAAAGAAAAGUGUGUGCUUUUUAAAGUUUUUUUUUUAUUAUAAAUAAACCUGUACCUAUUUAAACAUUAAUGGGGUCAGGUGUACGUAGUGAAGUGUUGCAUUGGAACUUAACACAGCGGGGGAAAGAAACACACACGCUUGUGCCAAACGAUAUACCCCUCCCCUUCCAAAGCAUAUUGACCUGCAAAAGGAGUGCAGGAGUCAAGCAACUUUGAGGAUCCACGCACUGUUGACAGGCAUUGGUGACUUAGCUUAUUUUAAUUUAGCAUAUUCAGUGGUGGGUCUACCUGUGUAAUGAUCUUCAAUCAGUGGACUCCAGGCUGGGGUCCCUCUUGUGUAAAGUAUAGGCUCUGGGUCUGCAGGACUGAACAUGUUUGUUAUUAAUACUCUACAUCCUGUAUGAAUUGUGAUUUUCGCUUGAGCUGUCAUGCUGUGAACUUAGCGCUCCUGCAGUGCAGCACAAAUUGGUUUUGCCAGACGUGUCCGUCCUCUAAUGUUUGUAAAGGGAGUUCGAAAGGCAGUUUGAGAGAGCAUGCGUGAAAAUGGAAAAAUAAAUAAAUCCAUUAGAUCUUCCAGAAAAAAAAGAAGAAAAAACGGUUGCCUCUCAUAACAACAAAUUGCUUUUGUAUCUUUGUGAACGUAUAUCUUUAAAGUACUUUUUUUUUUUUUUUUGGUAGAGACAGGCAGUAAUCGUGCUGAUAACUGGAAUAAUGUGAUGUACUUCAAUGUCACAAAGUGUAACAUUCAUCCUACAAUAACUGCAUUGAAUAGGGCCAAAGUAUAUAAACCCAUGCUUUAUCAUAUUUAUUGUAAGGGUUCAUGCAAGUUAUGAUUUAUGAUUCUCUCAUAAAUGUGUGUGUGUGUAUAUAUAUGUAUAUAUAUAUAUAUAUAUAUAUAUCUAUAUAUAUAUAUAUAUAUAUAUCUCUAUAAAAGCAUUCGGAAGACUGUUUUCAUAGAAAAUGUGUAUUUUGCAAUUUUCAACUGAUUCUGCUGGGAAGAAUGUGAAGGUGUUGAUCUUUCACCUUUUGACCUUUAGCACAGUAGCCUAUCAGGAGGCAAUGAAAACAGAGCGCUGAUGACAUCAUUUUUUUUGCCUCCCCAGGGUGAUCAUUAGACCUUGAAAAGGACUACAAGAACUUAAAAAAUAAUAAUAAAAUAAAAAAAAAACAUCCAAACUGUCACGCAACAAUAUAACCACGUAUAGAGCAGUGUUCAUUUUGGUGGGGAAAUAACAUUGCAAUAAAAUCACUUUCCUUAAGGCUAACAUUGGCAGUAAUACAGUAAUACAUUUUUUUAAUACCGCUUACAAUAAACCAUAGUUAAAUAUUCAGACCCCAGAAGGGGGUUUCAAGCCACAGCUAAUGAACCAGUUUAUCUUCUCACUGUACGCAGAUCUGCAGCUGUGUAUGCUGUAAGUGUGUUACUGAGGUGAUAAACAACCACUAUGUACAGUCUGAGUUUCUGAAAUCUGAGAUCUGUUGUGUUUUUUUCCCUCUGCUAUUUACAGGAAACUAAUGGAGAAGUAAAUCAGUUUACAAUGUAAUCUCAUUGUCAAACAUUUGUUCCAAGCAAUAUAAUAUAGUUACUGUGUUAGUUACUGCUCAGGACUGGAAACCAGGGAAUGGGAAUUUGAAGUUUUGUCUUUUAUAUGGUCUAAUUAUUUUUCUGAUCCUAAAAUGGUCUAAUUAAAGAGUAAAGUAUAUGGAUCAUAAAGGUAUAGAAUGGUUCAGUUAACAGGAAUCAUUAAAAUAUAUCUCGUGGUGGCUGAGCUCCUGUCUAGAAAGCAACAGCAAUAAAAUGGUCUCAAUCUGUGAAGCCUCCCUCACCAACCUUCAACCCAAAGUUUACUUUAAGUUAAUUAUGUUCUUAGUGAUUUUCAAGGGACCACUAGAGGGCAGUACAAAAAAAAGACGGUAUUUCUGAUAAGGUUCACUGCUGGAGGGAUCAGCAAUUCACGAUUGAUUCCGGUGCUAAAGGGAUUAAAACUUAGACCAUUAAUGAUGUCAUCGUUGCCACCGCUUCCCUCUCCUCUCAACACCACCCUUGUGGAAUUAGCUUUCCCCUACUACCUGGUCCCUCAUGGCCUGAGACUGCAACAAUAGGCUGUGUAGCUCAAACACAGACCUAUCCUGAGGAUUUGCAAUGAGGAAAACCAUACAGGGUAGUAAUAACACAGCUGCUUUAGAUUGCAUCCAGGGACAGUUGAAUGAGAUUCCUCUCUAAGCUGUAGCAGGUUUCCAAUCCCAAAGCCUAAGUCAGGAUUCAAUGAGAAAAUACAGCACUGCUCUAUGACCAGUGUUGUGUCUGUUCUUUGGCGCUGUGCAGUCAAUCUUCCAGACAGAAGGGGAGACGCUCUGAAAGCCUCACCUGCCCCACUGAUUUGUCUCCGGCAGUGUACUUCUGUACUAUUUACAUCCAAAAGCGUACCUGAUGCACUAGGGUCCUAAGAGAUUUUGUUUUGUUAUACAGACAUCGCAGACAGGCAUAUCUCCUCCCUACAUGAGCAGCAUUUGCUAAGUCAUUAAAUACCUAGAGAACCUGGAAAUAACACUGCUUGUUUGUGUGGUUGUUCUUUUGAAUGGAAUUCACACUAAGUACCCAAUCGGCCUGUUUGUGUGCAUCAUUGCAGAAAUCAUACAUUAGGAGAAAUGUAGCGGGUUCAAAUGCGUUCCAUGUGUGACGUUCACCCCAACCUUAAUGAAACUGGAUUACUGGUAUUCUCUGUUCAUUUAAGAUGUAAGAAGUAAGCAUUAACUAUUAAUACAUGUGGCGCAAAAGCAAAGCCUUUUUUUUUUUUUUUUUUUUUUUUGUUUUGUUGCUCGAAGCUGUACCUAGUACUGUUGUCAUGCCAACACUUCCAGCUUUCCAAUCUGCAUUCAGUUCCCAUAAUGCACUUGAAAUGUCCAUUGUGCGCUUGUGUACCGGUUGAGUGGGACCUUUUUUUUCUUAUUGGUAGUUCUUGUCUUAAAAAAAAUAAAUAUAUACAAAAAUAGACUGUAAUGUCAAUAUAUUUAUAGUUGUCCAUUCAAAUGUCUAUAUAUUACAUGAAUAAACCUGUGUUCAAAUGUACUUGUAUAUACAAUGUUGUACAUUACAGAGGUACAUUAUUCUUUUGGGUACAAAGCAAUAGAAGUUUAGUCUUAAGAUAAACCUUAUAUGAGUAUAUGUGUAGUUCUUGUAGUAAACCUUUUUUUUUUUUUAAAUAAACAUUGCUUGCUAUAGAUA
Acipenser ruthenus (sterlet) is the source of this 7789-nucleotide messenger RNA. RefSeq names its product SLIT-ROBO Rho GTPase-activating protein 2-like. The record is from RefSeq and is a predicted model, not a curated record. Gene Ontology annotation, molecular function: protein binding. The coding region runs from base 723 to 4010 and encodes 1095 amino acids. Gene Ontology annotation, biological process: negative regulation of cell migration; signal transduction. The transcript has 23 exons. Gene Ontology annotation, cellular component: cytoplasm. NCBI's taxonomy places the organism in Eukaryota, Metazoa, Chordata, Actinopteri, Acipenseriformes, Acipenseridae.